UCGUCCCUUUGUUGACAAUUCCCUGAACCAACUUGAGUUUGGCCGGCUCGGCCGCGGCCCUGACGUCACGCACGGUCACGUGGCCCCGCCUCCCGCUGGAUCUUUAAGUAGAAAGUAAUCUAUCAGGCCAGUCCUUAAAACGGGACUUUCGACUACCGGGGCUUCGGCGUCCCUGACACCCAGCCCCCUGCCCCCCCGCUACUGUUCCUGCCCGCGCCCUCCCGAGCUGCUCGGCGCCUGGCGUCCCGCGCCCGCCUGGACCGCUCCUGCGCCCCACGCCAGGGCCAGAGGCCGAGGAAGGCGGGUUAAGUGAGGGGGCGCGGCGUGGAGAACCGCCGGGGCCGGGAGCGGUAGCGAGCGCCAGGGACGGCAGGAGUUCGCGGAGCGCGGCCGCUGGGGGCGGACGGCAGAGCCCGCGCCACGCGAUGCGGGGCCGCCGAGUGUGAGCUGAGCCCAGCGGGCCCCAAGCCACCUGCGGCCCCCUCCCCUCUCCCUGCCCCCCAUCUUUCGGGGGCACUCAAACCCUCUUCCCCUGAGCUCCGUGGCAGCCCCCGACCACCCUCAUCGCCCGCUGCCCCCUCCCCGCCGCCGCUACCAACCCCGAGGAGGGAUGACCCUCUCCGGCGGCGGCAGCGCCAGCGACAUGUCCGGCCAGACGGUGCUGACGGCCGAGGACGUGGACAUCGAUGUGGUGGGCGAGGGCGACGACGGGCUGGAAGAGAAGGACAGCGACGCGGGUUGCGAUAGCCCCGCGGGGCCGCCGGAGCUGCGCCUGGACGAGGCGGACGAGGUGCCCCCGGCGGCACCCCAUCACGGACAGCCUCAGCCGCCGCACCAGCAGCCCCUGACAUUGCCCAAGGAGGCGGCCGGAGCCGGGGCCGGACUGGGGGGCGACGUGGGCGCGCCGGAGGCGGACGGCUGCAAGGGCGGUGUUGGCGGCGAGGAGGGCGGCGCGAGCGGCGGCGGACCUGGCGCGGGCAGCGGUUCGGCGGGAGGCCUGGCCCCGAGCAAGCCCAAGAACAGCCUAGUGAAGCCGCCUUACUCGUACAUCGCGCUCAUCACCAUGGCCAUCCUGCAGAGCCCGCAGAAGAAGCUGACCCUGAGCGGCAUCUGCGAGUUCAUCAGCAACCGCUUCCCCUACUACAGGGAGAAGUUCCCCGCCUGGCAGAACAGCAUCCGCCACAACCUCUCACUCAACGACUGCUUCGUCAAGAUCCCCCGCGAGCCGGGCAACCCGGGCAAGGGCAACUACUGGACCCUGGACCCGCAGUCCGAGGACAUGUUCGACAACGGCAGCUUCCUGCGGCGCCGGAAACGCUUCAAGCGCCACCAGCAGGAGCACCUGCGCGAGCAGACGGCGCUCAUGAUGCAGAGCUUCGGCGCUUACAGCCUGGCGGCGGCGGCCGGCGCCGCGGGACCCUACGGCCGCCCCUACGGCCUGCACCCUGCGGCGGCGGCCGGUGCCUAUUCGCACCCGGCAGCGGCGGCGGCCGCGGCGGCUGCGGCGGCGCUCCAGUACCCGUACGCGCUGCCGCCGGUGGCACCGGUGCUCCCUCCCGCUGUGCCGCUGCUGCCCUCGGGCGAGCUGGGCCGCAAAGCGGCCGCCUUCGGCUCACAGCUCGGCCCGGGCCUGCAGCUGCAGCUCAAUAGCCUGGGCGCCGCCGCGGCCGCUGCGGGCACAGCGGGCGCCGCGGGCACCACCGCGUCGCUCAUCAAGUCCGAGCCAAGCGCGCGGCCGUCGUUCAGCAUCGAGAACAUCAUAGGUGGGGGCCCCGCGGCUCCUGGGGGCUCGGCGGCGGGCGCUGGGGUCGCCGGCGGCACUGGGGGUUCCGGGGGCGGCAGCACGGCGCAGUCGUUUCUGCGGCCACCCGGGACCGUGCAGUCGGCAGCGCUCAUGGCCACCCACCAACCGCUGUCGCUGAGCCGGACGACUGCCACCAUCGCGCCCAUUCUUAGCGUGCCACUCUCCGGACAGUUUCUGCAGCCCGCAGCCUCGGCCGCCGCCGCUGCUGCCGCCGCCGCUCAAGCCAAAUGGCCGGCGCAAUAGGGACGCGCCAAUGGCCGGGACCCAGGGUCCGGCGGCGGCCUCGAGCAACAGCUGCACCUCCAGGCUGCGCGCCCUGUCCCAAGCCCGGUCCGGGUCCCGGUCCCGCUGCCCAAUCCUGGACUCUGCCUCUCCCCCAUUUCCUUUCCCCUGAGCCCCCAACGCCUACCUUCCGCGGCCUCCAUCCCCUCGCGCACACCUAAGCUGGUCGAGCAAACUCACCGCGCGCCCGCCGGGGAUAGCUUUCCAUACAGGUAAAACCGAAAACCGAAUUUUCCAAAAAUGCACCCCGACGGCGCCAGCUCUUAGUACCGUGGGGAUGGGAGGGAAAUUCUUUGUAUAUAUUUGUAAAAAAAUUAUUGACUUUCCUUUUGGGGUUUUUAUUUUUUUAAGAAAAAACAAAUUCCGUAGAUUUAGAGCUCUGAACUUUCAUUUUUUUUGAAGGUUCACUCUCCGAAGUUUUAUCUGAGAAAAGAAUGUAUAGAGACGUUGGGAGAUUUUAAAUAUAAAAAAUUUUCAAAAAGGCAAAAAGUGUCAUUCUAUUAUAAAAGUCUGUUUAUAUAUGAAUGAAUAUAUAUGGUAUUCUAAAUGUUAUUCCAUCGUGUUGUACACAACUUUGUAAAUAAAUUUUUUAAAUGCCCAGCCUAGUGUUUUAUUUAGUUGUCUGAAGUAAAUGGCAAGAUUUUAAAAUGGUAUUUGCCUUUUCUCCUCCCCAGAAAAUCAAGGAAUUUCAAGUAAUGACCUUUUCAAACUUUGUAAAUUCAUAAUUUGAGUGUAAGAAAAUUUUAAUUGGAGAAAGGAAACAGUAUGCCUAAUUUAAAUUGUGUUACUAUUUUUCUUUUAGUUUUCACAUAAAAUCAGGAUGUGAGUGAUAUCAUUCAUAUCAACCCAUUAAAUCUAAAUGACCAGACAUUUCUGUAGAUAAAGUAAGCUGUCAUUUAAAAAAAGAAACCGAAACAACAGCAGUCUUUAAAUUUUUUUUAAAAAUGACUAGACUUGUAUCUUCCACAAUGAAAACUUCCCAAAUGAGAGAGUUCUUGGUCAUUUCAAUUAUCCUUUGAAAAGUAAGUAAAUUCCAAACAUCCCUCUUUUUAACAUUUAAAUCUUAGAUUUUUGAAAUUAUUUCUCUUCAUUCCUUAAGUGGAAGUGGUAAAUAGACCCAGCUGGUUUUAAAAUUUAUGUUAAGGCACUUUACAUUUUGCAGUGGGAUUUUAUUUAUGUUCAUCUGAUAGAUAAUACAUAGUUUUGUUUUCAUAAUAUUUUCAAAUAAGAUAUCUCAUUUAUAUGGCAAUAAUCAAUCCACAACAUAAUUGGAUUUCUGAAGGGGUCCUAUAGAUGCUUCCUCUCCCUCCAACCCGAAGCCUUUCUGAAGGCCAAGGAAUGGUGGCCUUAAUACCCUUUUAAAAACAGCUGAACAUCACCUCUCUCCCCUUUUUUUUCUUUACCUUAGGCUAGGUUAGUGUGAAAUGCGACAUCAUAGGGUAGGAAUGGGGAAGGUCCUUGUAGAUUAUUUUUAAUUUGCAUUUCAGCUGUUAAAAACCUUUUAAAAGAAAGUAUGAAGGUAGAAAUGAAACAUCUUGAUGUGGAAGGCUGGUUCUCACCACCAUCAGCAUAUCCUCAAAAGGCAUCAAUUCUAAUUAUUUUGUAAUUAAUUUAGCUGUUACAAUUACUUGUGCGAAAUCGCUUUUAAAAACGGGAGCGAGUAGCAGUGCUGUCGGCUCGGCCCUGCGCGCGUCCUUUUGGUUAAACCCGGCCAGUCCCCGGUGUUGUCGUCCACUUUGCCUCCCUGGUGGUGGAGAUGCCUCCCCGUCGCGGAUCCCACCUCAUUUCUCCGCUGUCGACGUGGGCUGGGGGUCGCUUUGAAAGACACUUCCUUGCAAAUACACAAUCUGUUUUCCUGGUAAACGGUAAACAUUAUUGUGUCUUGAGUAAACAUUCCUUCGGGAUCAGGGUCCUAAAAUAAAACAAGCUGCCGGGGGUGAGAUAGUUUAACUUGAUAAACAAGAACCUGAUAACCACCGCCGAGAGAGGAGCAAUGGUAACCUUCACCGAGAGGAGAUUAUGGACCACACGGUCUCCGGGCGGGUCCCUUCUAAUCUCCUUUUACAAGGAAAACUAAACGGAUCUAAUUUUGUUUGUGUGUUGCAGCUAUAAAAGUAACAAGUUGUUUCACAGUUGUGUCUGGCUAAUCGGUUUUUACACAAACAGCAAAUGGUACAUGAUUUGUGCAAACACAUAGAGAGGUUAUUUCUAAAUUUAGCUGACAGCCCCUGGGAAAAGGGAAAGGCAGGGCUUCUUGAAUUCACUUUUAGCCUCAAGAAGCUGCUGAUCCAAGGCUUCUAAAUGACAUUGGAUAACAGGGGCCUCAUUCCAUCCCUGAUCCUUUGUUACUUAUAAAAUUACUCGCUCAUAUUUCCGCGCAUAGCAGCAAUACCGGCCGAGCCUGCGCCAGCAGCGUGACACUCAGCCACAAGCCACCGCCAGAGACUCGCAGGGCUUUUUCCAGCGCUACAUUCAUUAGGCGGCGGGGUGAACGGGAGAGACCUGCCGGCAACUUUCCUUCCAGCCAGUUCUUACCCUUGAACGACGGCCUAAAGAUGGUCCCCUUCCUUUAUGUCGUGGAAGGCAGGAAACUCUCGGACCCAGACCCUCAAGCUGCCAGCGGUUGUUUAAAGUCCUGGCAGAUGUCAGGAAGAUGGGCCCGGCCGUCGCACCCUCAAAAGCUCUUUUUCGUUUAAGCUUUUUAAACCUCGAAGAUUUAGCACAAAAGGGGAAAUGCAAAUAUCAUAGACAAUGAUCGCAAGCACUUAGUGGUGGGGCUGGGGGAAGCCUGAAACCCUUGUUUGAUGUUAUGGAACGCAGGCACCUGCGACA
Molecule: messenger RNA, 4918 nt
Organism: Pan troglodytes (chimpanzee)
Lineage: Eukaryota; Metazoa; Chordata; Mammalia; Primates; Hominidae
Gene: FOXD3
Product: forkhead box D3
Exons: 1
Coding region: 611-2047 (478 amino acids)
Biological process (GO): cell differentiation; anatomical structure morphogenesis; regulation of transcription by RNA polymerase II
Molecular function (GO): RNA polymerase II cis-regulatory region sequence-specific DNA binding; DNA-binding transcription factor activity, RNA polymerase II-specific
Source: RefSeq, a predicted model, not a curated record